CACAGCCAACAUGAAGUUCUUGAUCAUCGCCGCUGUGGCCGCCGUGGCCGCCGCCGUCCCCCAGGGAUACGGUGCUCCUCCACCUCGCUACGGCUCCAGCGAGGAAAUCGCCAUCUUGAGGGACGAGCGCGUGAUCGAGGACGACGGAAGGUACAACUUCGACAUGGAGACUGCCAACGGCAUCGUGGCAUCAGAGCACGGCACUCCCGGAAGAAGGGAGCCAUCAACAGCGCCGGUUCCUUCUCAUACACCGCUCCUGACGGCACUGACGUCCACCUCCAGUACGUUGCUGACGGGAACGGCUUCCAGCCUCAGGGCGCCCACCUGCCAGUGGCUCCCGCGUUCCCCCAUCCAAUCCCUCAGUUCGUCCUCGACCAGAUCGCCUUCGCCGCUGAGGAAGAUGCUCGCAAUGCCAAAAGGCCCUCAGGCACCUACGGCACCCCUCAGUAAAUAUUCUUAUAUCUUGGCGUCUGCAAUUCUCGCCGCCCUGGUUGCCGUGGCCACCGCCGUUCCCCAAGGCUACGGUGCUCCUCCCCCGCCUCGCUAUGCAUCCAGCGAAGAAAUAUCUAUUCUAAGGGACGACCGCAUAAUGGAAGACGACGGCAGGUACAACUUCGACGUGGAGACCGCUAACGGCAUCACUUUAUCGGAGUCUGGUGCUCCCGGCGUAAAGGGAGCCAUCAACAGUGCUGGCUACUUCUCAUACACAGCACCCGACGGCACUCCUGUUUACGUAAAAUUCGUAGCCAACGAAAACGGCUUCCAACCCGAGUCCGACCUCCUGCCCGUGGCCCCCGAGUUCCCCCACCCGAUCCCUCAGUUCGUCCUCGACCAGAUUGCCUUCGCCGCCGAGGAGGACGCACGCAACGCAAGAAGGCCUUCAGCCACCUACGGCGCCCCACAAUAUACAAAUUUGGAUAUCACACGACUUCGCAACUCAUGUCAACAAGCAUCAGAGACAUCCAUUUCAGAACGCCAUGAAACUGCAUUUCCUUACUGCAUGAACCAAGCAGUCGUCAUGCGAAAAUGCCAGUGCUCCUCAAUCACUCAUGACAAGCUAGAUUUAUCGACACGGAGAUUAAGGCCACAGACUCUAGCUGGAGGACGAGAGGAGAUCGAGACGAACCACUUUCGUUGUCUGCUUACGUCACGAACUCAAUGUUAUACAUCAACCAGCAUGAAGUUCAUCCAUCUCGCCGCACUGGUCGCCAUAUCUGCCUUCAUCCCUCAAGGAAAUGGCGAUUCUCCUCCACGCUACGGCUCCUACGAGCAGGUGCCCAUCCUCAAGGACGACCGCGUGAUCGAGGACGACGGAAGGUACAACAUCGACGUGGAGACCGGCAACGGCAUCCUCUUGUCCGAAUCUGGUUCCCCCGUGAGCAAGGGUGCUAUCGCCAGUGCAGGAUUCUUCUCAUACACCGCUCCUGACGGCACCCCCAUCAGCCUCAAAUUCGUGGCCGACGAGAACGGCUUCCAGCCCCAGGGCGACCAUCUGCCCGUGGCCCCCGCCUUCCCCCACCGAUCCCCGACUUCGUUCUCAGGCAGAUCGAGUUCGCCGCCCAGGAGGACGCCCGCAGGCCCCACGAACCCUCCGGCAGAUAUGGUGCCCCGUAGGUACAAGAAAACAAAAGUCGUAAAGCAAAUUAAGGACAUGAAGAUGCAGCCAUAGAUUUAACAAACGAAUUAUUUAUUUGUAUUUAUCUUUAAGACUGUUAAAUAAGAUAAGUUAUUCCAUAUA
Molecule: messenger RNA, 1738 nt
Organism: Penaeus monodon (black tiger shrimp)
Lineage: Eukaryota; Metazoa; Arthropoda; Malacostraca; Decapoda; Penaeidae
Cellular component (GO): chitin-based extracellular matrix
Molecular function (GO): structural constituent of chitin-based larval cuticle
Source: RefSeq, a predicted model, not a curated record